Messenger RNA from Balaenoptera ricei (Rice's whale), 1024 nucleotides. RefSeq names its product olfactory receptor 4D11. Gene Ontology annotation, cellular component: membrane. The coding region runs from base 1 to 936 and encodes 311 amino acids. Gene Ontology annotation, biological process: G protein-coupled receptor signaling pathway. The transcript has a single exon. Gene Ontology annotation, molecular function: G protein-coupled receptor activity; olfactory receptor activity. Lineage: Eukaryota; Metazoa; Chordata; Mammalia; Artiodactyla; Balaenopteridae. The record is from RefSeq and is a predicted model, not a curated record.
AUGGAGUUGGGAAACGGCACCAGAGUAAAUGAAUUUAUAUUUCUUGGACUUACUGAGUCGCAAGACCUAAGCUUGGCCUUAUUUCCUUUUUUGUGCUUUGUGUACAUGACUACUCUUCUGGGAAACCUCCUCAUCAUGGUCACUGUGACCUGUGAGUCUCGUCUUCACACCCCCAUGUACUUCCUGCUCCGUAAUCUAGCCAUCCUUGAUAUCUGCUUCUCCUCCAUCACCGCUCCGAAGGCCCUAGUAGACCUUCUGACAAAGAUAAAGACCAUAUCAUACACAAGCUGCAUGACACAGUUGUUUUUCUUCCACCUCCUCGGUGGGGCAGAUAUUUUCUCUCUCUCUGUGAUGGCCUUUGACCGCUACAUGGCCAUCUCCAAGCCCCUGCGCUAUGUGACCAUCAUGAGUAGGGGGCGAUGCACUGCCCUCAUUGUGGCCUCCUGGAUGGGCGGCUUUGUCCACUCCAUUGUGCAGAUUUCCCUCUUGCUCCCACUCCCCUUCUGUGGACCUAAUGUUCUUGACACUUUCUACUGCGAUGUCCCCCAGGUCCUCAAACUCGCCUGUACUGACACUUUUGCACUUGAGCUCCUGAUGAUUUCCAACAAUGGCUUAGUCACUACCCUGUGGUUUAUCUUCUUGCUUGUGUCCUACACAGUCAUCCUCAUGAUGUUGAGGUCUCAGGCAGGGGAGGGCAGGAGGAAAGCCAUCUCCACCUGUACUUCCCACAUCACCGUGGUGAGCCUACACUUUGUACCCUGCAUCUAUGUCUAUGCUCGGCCCUUCACUGCCCUCCCCAUGGAUAAGGCCAUCUCUGUCACCUUCACUGUCAUCUCCCCUCUGCUGAACCCCUUGAUCUACACUCUGAGGAACCAGGAGAUGAAGUCAGCCAUGAGGAGACUGAAGGGAAGACUCAUGCCUCCUGUAAUGGAAUAGAGUAAGACUCUCCAACCUCUUCAUCAGCAAGGACCCCUUUCAUUAUUUUUCCCAUGGAGUCAUAUUUAUAUACUCAGAUAUAUUGUCA